AUGGACAAGGGAAAAUAUAAACAGACAAGUCUAGACUAUUCGUCGCCUGUGAUGAAUGCACAUAAAGCUCUCCAGGACAGACAGAGCGAGACAAAUUAUGAUGAGUAUCUGAUGGCUAUGAAACGGGUGCACCACGGGCAUUCUGUCGUGAACGAUGUGCCGAUUGAGAUAGAGACCCCGAGAGCUCGUCGAAGGAAGCAGAGCAUGCAGAAACAGGCUAUGCUAGACAGUAAAGACACAUUGAACUCGAUGACGGAGGCGGCUCGUAUGGGCAUCAUAGCGUCCAUGGUGCCUGAUGAGAUCAUUUACAAGCAUUGCGACUAUUCUAUCAGAAGUUAUGAGACCGCCCUCAUGUUCUGUGAUGUUUCUGGUUUUACCGAGCUUUGCGAUAAAUACACAAUCUCGGGAAGUGGUGGACCAUCAAGGCUGACGAAAGUACUGAACUCCUACAUCGGAGCCAUGGUACAGGAGAUAUUGACACAUAAUGGGGACGUGCUUAAGUUCUCCGGCGAUGCGUUCCUGUCCAUGUGGAAGAAAACAGCCCGGUUGUCCAUGCAGGAUGUGGUCCAUAGUGCCAUCGACUGCGGUCUUAUUAUACAGAAGAAUUACGGAAAUUUUACUUCUGAUGUUGGUGUUGUUUUGAAGGUAAAAGUGGCAAUAUCAGCGGGCCUCUCGCACUUUUCGAUCAUUGGAGACGAAAACUUGACUCAAUCGAGUUCAUCAUUCGUGAUCAUUGGCCAGCCUGUGUGGGACGUCAAGAUGGCACAGUAUAUGUCCAAGUCAGGAGAUGUGCUGACUGCUGCCAGCGCUUGGACUUAUGUUAACGAAGCUGAGUAUUGGACUCAACCGUGUGGAGACGGAAGACAUACUAAGGUUUUAGGAGUUGGUGCCUCUUGGAAGAGAGUGGAAAAAUUGCAAGAAAAUUUAGGAGAACGAAAAUAUUCCGAGACGGUAGGGUUUGCAAAACAACAUCGCGACUCUACGUACUCGACAGACUCUAGCGACUCGGCAGCUCUCAUUAUGUACAAGGAGUUCUCCCUUCGGCCAGCUGUAAUAGCAGCAGUAAGAACUUCAUGGUACCCUGAUCUUCGGCGGUUCAUGGCGUUACCAGUAAUUCGCGCAGUGGAGAAUGAUGAGCCAAUGGAUUUCCUCACUGAAAUCCGCCGCGUCAUCGUCGUCUUCCUCAAUAUCAUCACGAGGACUGUCACUCCUGAUGUACUUAUUGAACUCGUGGAUACUGUUUAUAAGCGAGUUUCGAGAUGGCCAGAACGACCGCCAUGCAGUCGACACCCGAUCUUAGGGCGUAACGAUGAAAUGCGAGUCUUCAAGAGCACUCUCCAGAAUGCCAUGGAGCAGCAGAACAGGAGCUUCACAAGAUACCGUGACCAUGUGUAUGGUAUAGCCUUUACUGGAGAAUCACUAAUCGGGAAGACGCGUAUGAUAGACGAAUGCCUCUUUGUCACUCCAGACUUUUUGCAGAAGGAGAAAAUAGUUCUAUGUUGCAAUGAUAAUGUACCUUACCAUUUAUUCCGAAGAAUCAUGGAGAAACACUUUAGGAAGGGAAGCCGGAGAAAUUCGCAAGAAAAUAAAGAGAACAGAAUAAGACAGGCGGUUAUCGAAAGUGCCAGUGGUGGGUCUCCAGGUUGGAUACAAAACUUCUUGAUAGCUUUAGUGCAAAGAGGAGCUCUUACUAUAGUCACAAUGACUCGUCAAGAAGCACAAAAGAAGCCAGGACUUGUGAUGCCUGCUUUGACCCUACUACAGAAGGUCGUUGACGGGGAAGAAGAAGAAAUGGCUCGAAGACGUAGCUAUCAGAGUAUUUACAGUUUCAUGACCGUCAGUGUGGUGAGUAAGACGGAUAACCAACUAGGCGACCACGAAGGUGACCAUACAGUUCAAGUGGCAGUACUCGCUGACUCCUAUACUUUCGAGGACAUGAAGGUUGAUAUGGCUAUGGAUGCAAUAAUAUUGAAAACCUACGACUCUUUGACUCCAUUUGAGAAGAUGUUGUUAAAAUGUGGAUCAGUGCUCGGAGACGUCUUCUCCAGAAGAAUGCUUUUGAAUCUACUACAAUGUGAUUCUCCAAGAAAAGUAGCCCAAGCGAUAGCAAAAUUAUUCAUAAUUCGGGUACUGGAGUGUGAGGGAGGGGACUUCACUCACGAUACCUCCUUGGUCCUGGUACACCCUGCGCCAUCGGUCCCUGAUCCCAAGCCACCGUACUGCGCCUGUUUGGGAACCCGGCAACCUCCAAACUGCCGUGAUCUUCCCAUGUAUGCGUUCUGUGGUUACAUUAAAUUCCGUCACUCCUUAUUCAGAACCACUACGUAUGAAAUGUUGACUGAGACACAGAAGGGAUUAAUUUACGAAACAGAAGAACUAAAACGAACGCGUCUCCAAAUCAGUGCUCUAAGUGCAGAAGCUAAGAUCCCCGGAGAAGAAAACACAAACUUCUACGUCGGUGACACUAGCAUGGACUAUCCGACAGAGGACUUUUACCCAAAGAACCUGAAUAAGAAAUGGGUCAGAGAUUUUUGCAUGGCAAACAUAUUUUCCUUGCGAGGUAUAUGUAUGCUGGAGUCUGGAGACCACAAUGAGGCUCGGAAGCAAUUGUUUCAUGCCAUGAAAUUGUAUAGGCAUCCAUUUCCUACUUCCAAACACAUGAUAAGAUUAAAUAACAUGGGAGCGUCCUUUCAUCAAGUGAUGGCACUUUAUAUUGCGCCGAACUUCUACAUUGAGAGGGAAAGUGGCAUGAUAGGCAACUUUUAUGAAGAUAUUGCAUUUACUCUGUAUAGACUGUACAGGUUAUUUACGGAAGCCAAGGAGCCAGCGAACGCAACGUUAGCAGCUAAAUGGUGCCUGCAUUAUGCUUUACGUACAAACUCCAACUUUCGACUGCUGUGUGUCAGUUACGCGAACAUGAUAGCAGAUUAUGGACAAAGGCAACAGUUCUCGAUGUGCGAAAAGCUGGAGAACCGAGCAAUGGAGAUUUGUCGUCGCAAACGUGGUCAGUUGGAUGUGACCGAAGUUCCGGCACUCAGUUAUUUAUACACAAGCAUAUUUCUUUUCUACGUUGACCAUGGAAAAAAGAUAGAAAGCUUGGAAUUCGGUUUGUCAGUGAUGCACAUGCUAACCACUCGGACUGAGAUGAACACGCGAGAAUCUCUGGUCUUGUGCAUGCUAAAGUUAUUGCUAAGCGACCUGAAGAUAAAUGAUAUGGUCACUAUCAUGAGGGAAUUCUUCUACUUGACUGAUCACUAUGAUUUGUGCUCUGAAACCUGGUACUAUUAUUAUGCAAUAGUGAUCCUCCUUGACACUGGAUACUGUGUGGAAUCGUACGGAACUUGUGAGAAGUUCUACAUGAAGAAAGGGGAUGCAUUACUAAGAUCGAAGACUCCAGAAGCCGCUUGGAACUUUUUUGUUAGCAUGUGGCUGGUACAUGAGUUCAACAUGAUGAUAGUCAUCAGACUGGUUGAGGGGCUCCUUAUUACGUUGGUGAGAGAGAUGGACAACAGGAACAUAAAGAAGAUUAUGGUUUUGGAGAAAUAUUUAAAACCUUUGUUUCUUGACAUGGAAAAAGCAUGUGCAAAAUCUCCUAUGUAUCGGACAAGAUAUUGCCUUAUGUCGGCAUACUACGCCUAUAUAAGGGGCAAGAAGCAUAGAGCGUACAAUUACUUGAAUAAGGCCCGGGACCUCUCGAAGCAGUACUCCAACCUUGUCCUCAUUUAUUGGGUGGAACACACGCACAAUCACUGGAAAGGCACACUAAACCCCAAGUACAUUGAUUACUGGUCUGAACACAUAGAACCGAAUAAUUUGCUGGAUUUCAGAGAUUUCGACCCUCAAAAUAACAUAAUUAUACCAUACACUUUACCUUUACCAACUGAUUUAGACAAAUAA
This is a messenger RNA of Spodoptera littoralis (African cotton leafworm), 3897 nucleotides long. The record is from the annotation of a GenBank genome assembly. NCBI's taxonomy places the organism in Eukaryota, Metazoa, Arthropoda, Insecta, Lepidoptera, Noctuidae.